AUAGACCAAAAACGAUAUGUAAACUUUGAUUAAGAUGAAUUGGUUACUUGUGCUCGAUGGCAACAAAAGAGUAAAGGUGUUGACAGUUUGACUAGUUUUCAAGUCCUAAAGUGGAAGUAACGAAUAUAUAUAGCCUUUUCAUCAGCUCCCCUUUACUCUUUAGUGGGAACAUCAACAAAUCUUAGAAAGAAGCCACUAAAAUUAAAAACAGAGGAAAGGAGUUGCGUUGGUUCAUAAAUAUGGAGCUAGAAUUGGGAUUAAAGAUCACGAGAACGAGAGAAGAUGUAUCGUCCUCAGUUGAUUUCCGCUUUUCCAAAGACCCAUUUGGUCCUCUGGUGCUUUCUCGUGAAACCAAUUCGAGGUUCAUCAUCAUCAUCCACCUUAAAGGGUUCAAAAAGGAAGGUAUUGAAAUAGAUAUAAACAAAGAGGGGAAUCGGAUAACUAUAGAAGGGAGGAAGCCUGUGGAAGAAAUGGUUAUGAUUAGAUGGAUGGCGUGGAAGAAAGAAGUUGAAUUUAGGGUUUUCAAAAAAGUUUUUAGGAUUCCUGAUACUGUGGAUUUAGAUGAGAUUAAAGCGAGGUUUGAUGAUGAUGAUGCCACUCUUACCAUCACUAUGCCGAAAAGAGUUAAGGGGAUUUCUGGAUUCAACAUUGAGGAAGAAGAAGAAGAAAAAGUGGACUUUGGAGAUGUGAGUGCAGCUGGAGAAGUUGAAGAGGAAACAGAGAAGGGAGAAGCUGAAGAGCAGAAUUUACAAAGAGGAGAGUCUGAUGUACAGUCUAAGAAACUUGAGAAAGCGCUUCAGAAAGAAGAAGAGAUUGGACAAACUAUGGAAAACAAAGAAAGAGAGAAUCAAGUCUUGGAAGCUGAAGAAAACAGUUUCAGUGCAGGAGGUGUGGAGGAUGAAGAGUUUGGAGAUAAAGAGAGCCAGCAAAACGGGGAAGAAGAAACUGAGGAUGAUUACUUAGAGAAGAGUCCCCAGAUUGAUGAGCAAGACAAUAUUAUGGAAUGUAUACAAGAAGAACAAGAGUUGGCUGAUUCAAACAAAGGGAGUGAGGACAGUAGCUUAAGAAAGCCUACAGACUUAGAAGGACGAGAAUCUCUUGAGCAGACAAGACAUGACGAACAAGAAUAUAGCCAACACUCUGAGACAGUGAUUCAGAGAGAAGAAGAGUUUGGAGAAAGAGAAAAGGAUAUAAAAGAAACUGAUGGUUAUAACUUGGACAAUAUUCACCAGAGUGAUGAAGAAGACAAGAUUCACCAGAUUGAUGAACAAGAUAAAGAAACAAUCGUUGCUGAUUCUAAUAAAGAGAAUGAGGCCAUGAGCUUGAGAAAGCCCUCAGAUAUUCAAGAACGAGAUUCUCAGGAACAGACAGGACAUGAGGAACAAGAACUAGAUUCUCAUGAACAGAGAAGACAUGAGGAACAACAAGAACUAGAUUCUCAACAGACAAGAGAUAAGGAACAAGAAAGAGUCGUGGAGGAGCAAGAUUCACAAGCAGAGACUAAUAUUAAUGAUUUUGGAUGCAGAGCGUUUGAAGAGAUUGGAGAACAAAAACUUGAUGUUAUUAAAAGUAGAGAAAUGGAAAAGGAAACGAUUGAUGAUGAUGUUGUUGUCUUGAGCAAGGUUCAAGAGAUUGAACAACCAGAGAUACACAAUGAUGCAAGCAAGAAAGUGGAAGGAGAAACAAGUGGUUACGAGAGGGAAAAAUUUGUAAAGAUGGGCGUAAAAGAUGGGGAUUCAAAGGAAGAGGUUGAUGGGAAAAUGGGAGAAGGAUUCAGACCAAACAUUGAUAGAACACAAGUAGUUGCAGAAAAAAACAUUGGAGAAACGGAGACAAAAGCUGAGGAGCUUGAAUCUGAUAAGCUAAAAGCAGAUGAGGUAGACAAAACACAUGAACUGGUUAAGAAAAAGGAAGAGGAAGGGGGAAAUGCUAAGGUGAGAAGACAAAGUGAAGACAGAAACUUAAUAAAGCUUCAAGAGAAUGAAGAACAACACUAUAAGGGACAAAGGGGAAAAGACAAACAAAAAAUGAUAAAAGGUUUGGUGGAAGAGACAACUCCAAAAGCAGAGGCAGAUACAGGGAGUGAAAUUCCAAAACCAGUCUAUUCGAAAACAGGUGAUAAAGAAAAAGAGGAGAAGAAAAGCGUAAAGAUGGAGAUAAAAACUGAGGAGGCCAAAAAAGAAGUUAAUGCGAAUGUAGGCGGAGGAUUUGCACCAAAUAUCGCAGAAACUGAGACAAAUUUUGAGGAGCUUGAAUCUGAUAAACUAGAUUCAGACAAAAUACAGAAAAUGGAUGAGAAGAAAGAGGAGGAAAAAGAAAAUACUAAGGUUGGAACACAUAGUGAAGACAGCAGCUUAACAAAGCUUAAAGAGAUUGGAGAACAACAUAUUAAGGGACAAAAGCUACACGAAAAGCAAGAACAGAUCAGAGAUUUGGUGGAAGAGCAAAAUCUAGAGGGAGAGACAAGUACUGGGAAUGAUAUUCCAAAACCAGUUCAAGAGAUUGAAGAAGUCCAAGAGGUGGAAACGUUAGGGAAAACAGGUGAUGAAGGAAAAGUAAGAAAGGAGAAUAAGAAUAGUGUAAUGAUGGACAUCAAUAAUGAGGAUGUCAAAGAAGAGGUUGAUGAAAUGGGCCAACGAUUCAAACCAAACGUUUCUGAGACUGACACAAAAUCCGUGGAGUUUGAAUCUGAUCAAGUAGAAGCAGAUGAGGUAGACAAGAUACAUGCACUGGUUGAGAAGAAAGAAGAUGUAGAGGAAAAUGCUGAGAUCGGAAGAGAAACUGAAGAUAUCAGCUUAGAAGAGCUUCAAGAGACUGAAGAACAAAAAUUUCAUAGACAAAAGCGGCACGAUAAACUAGAAAAGAUCAACGAAAUUGUUGAAGAGAAAACUCUAGAGGGUGAGACAAAUGUUGGGAAUGAUAUUCCAAAGCCAGUAGCGGAGAGAAGUGAGGGAAAACACAAGAUUCAAAGAAAACUCCAAGAGGACACAAUGAAUCAGCCUGAGGAGUACAAAGAGAAAAUUACGGUGACCAGGAAAAAGACUAAUGAUUCUGGCGCAAGAAAGGUUCAAGAGAUUAUUAGACAACAAGAGUUAGAUGAACCAGGAAGAUCUGAGAAAGAUAUCAAGAUCAGAGAGCUGGUGAAAAGCAAAAAAAAUGAUGAAGAGAAAGAAGAGAAAAUUGCAGAAACAGAAAUAAAGGAGCAAGAGUCAUAUAGACCAAAAAUACUCAGGGAACGAGGAAAGAUCCAAGAACUGGCUGAAGAGAAGACUAACUUUUCAAAAACUGGAAAAGUCAAGGAGGAAGAAGAUAUUGCAGAGAAGAAAACAGAAUUUGGUGAUGAUGGUAAUAUUUCAGGAAAAGUUGAAAAGCGAGUUUCAGAUGCAAUGAAGGGACAAGAAGAAAAAGACAUGAUUCAAGCAUUAGCAGUGGAAGAAAAAGUAAGUGAUGGCGGCAAAAGAAUCAUUGCUGUGUCUGAGACAAAUGCUGCGAAUGAAAAGUCAAAAAAAGUUCAAGAGAUUGAUGAACAACAAUUGCCUGGAAAACAAUUCCAGAAACUCAUAGGAGGAGAAGUGAGUAGUCAUGGAGAAGUUGAAGAUGUGGAAAAUGAAAAGAAAACAACAGAGGCAGAGAAAAUAAUAAGGGAUAGAACGAGAGAAUCUCAAGAGAUUGAAAAAACAGAUUCAGAUAUGUCUGGAAAAUAUAUCAAAGGUACCAAGAUCCAAGAAACCGAGGAAACUGUUAGAGGAAUUUAUCGAAAUGAACAUGGCGAAGAGAAGAAUGGCGAUAGACCUGAAAAUAUAACAGGUAAGAUGGAACAUGAAUCCCUUAAUCUGAAGAGUCAAUUAGAACAAGACAAUCUUAAAGUUGGAGAAGAGACUCAAGAACUGGUGGAAGAAAAAUUCAAAGACUGCAGAGAAGAUGAGAGCAGUGAAGAAUCGAAGACCAAAGCCGAUGAUGAUGUAGUAAGAAAUGUUCAUGGUAUUAAAGAACAGGAUUCGUAUGGCCUAAAAAGGGAACAUGAAAGAAAGAUUCAAGAAUUGGUAGAAGAGAAAACAGGUGAUCAUGAAAAAGAAGAAGACAAAAAAAUGGCAGAGUCAGAGAUAGAAGCUGACUGUGAUAGCUUAAGAAAGGUAGACGGUAGCAAAUCACGGGAGUUGCAUGAACCAAAGAUACAAAAAGAACGUGAUAAGGCCCAUAUCACUGCAACAGAGGAACCAAGCUGUCAAAUAGUAGAGAAAAUUAUGGAGUCCAUGAAAACUGGAGGAGGAGAAAACUGCGGUGAAAAACAGGUGUUGCAUGAAACGAAGUUACACAAGGAAUGUGAUAAGACCCGAAUAACAGAAGUAGAGGAACCAAAUGGUGAAGAGAAGGAGAAAAUUGUAGUGCCUAUGAUAAGAGAGUCCGUAGAUGUUCCAGAGAUUGAUAAAGAACAACCUGACAAGCUAGAGAGCCAGGAGAAACCAUACAAAAUUCAAAAAGUGGUGGAAGCGGGACUCAGUGACCAUAAAGAAGAAAAGGUAACGGCCAAGGCAGAACUGGAAAUUGAAAGAGAGAGCUCAAAAAAGGUUGAAGAGACUGAACAACAGAAAUAUGAUGGACCAAAGAUGCAAAUUACAGAGGAAAAAAAGAAAACUAUAGCUGUGGAGGAGAACGAGAUUGUGGAUAGGAGAACAACAACUGAAGAUUGUAGCUUGACAAAGGUUCGAGAUGAUGAAGAUCAAGAAUCGAGUAAAACUUAUAAGAGUCAAAAAGAAGAUAAGACCCAUGAACUAGUGGAAAUGGGAACAAGUGAUUACAGAGGAAAAGCCAAGAAACAAGAUGAGAACGAUAUUUUAAGAAGCCAAGAGGAUUUAGAUGAAUUUGAAAGACAUGGUGAGCAAAGCAAGGUUCCUCAGUUAGUAGAAGAAGAAAAAGUGGAGAACAUUACUGAGCUAGGGGGGGAAAUGGAAGAAGCCAGUUCAGGCAAUUUUCAUGAGUAUGAAGAAGAAAAAUCAUAUGAAGAUUUAGUUAAAGAGGAAGAAACUUAUCUUAAAGAUAAACACACUGGUGGAGAAGACUAUGAUGAUUGUAAAAAGGAACAAAACCAAGAAAAGACUAUUGUUAAGGCAGAAGUGAAAACUGAGGAAGAUAGCUCAAAGAGGGUUCAAGAUACUGAAAAACAGGGAUAUGAUGAGUUGCAGAUAUCUAUGGUACAAGAAAAAAUUCAAGAAACAGAGGAAAAAGACAAAACUAGAGUAAUGGAGGAAAAUGAGCUUGUGAAGAGGAGGAAAAAAACUAAAAAUGAAAGCUUGAGAAAGGUUCGAGAAGGUGAAGAAGAUCAACAAUUGGGUAAACAGAAGAGACAUGGGGAAAAAGACAGGAUCCAGGAGUUAGUGGAAACAGAAUUAAAUGAUCACAGAGGAAAAGUCAAGAAAAAAGAUGGAGAUGAUGUCUUAAAAAGCCAAGAGACUGUGAAACUGGAUUUAGGUGAACGUGAGAGACAUUUUGAGCAUAGAAAGAUUCAUAAAUUAGUGGAAGAUGAACACACAGGAAUAGGAGAAGAAGAAAGAUAUCAGAAAGUUUCACAGGCUAAGACAAAAGUUGAAGAUGAGAUCGACAAAACAGUAGGGGAGAACAAAGAACCAGAACCGGAAAAACAGGAGCGAGACGAUACACUGGACAAAUCGGAAGGAGUACUAAAAGAGGAAGCAAGUGAUCGUGAAAAAGAUGAUUUUACGACAAAGAUUCAAGAAACUGAAAGAGAAGAGCUCCAUCAAUUGGAGAUGCAGGAGAAACAAGACAUGGUCCCAGAUUUUGUGGACGACGAAACAGAGAAUCAAAAAGAUGAAGAGGCAGAGGAAGCUGCAGAUGCAGUGGCAAGCAAUGCGAACAGAAGUUCAAGAAUGGGUCAAACAAUUGAAGAAGAAUCAGAAAAACACAAGGAACAAAACAAGAUCCCUGAAACAAGUGAUCAUAAAUUGAAAGAGACAAAAGAGGAGGUUCCCGAGUCAAGAAAUGUCCGAGAGACAAAAGAGCUAGCAGCACAUUUUCAGGAACUUGAAGGAAAAACAAAGAACUGCAACGAUGAUGAUGGAGAAGGAAGGAGAGGAGAAAAAGGAAAACAAGAAAAGAUGGCUGAGAAUUUCGAGUCAAAAAGUGACGACGGUAUUGUGAGAAUGAAUCAAGAGACCAAAGUGCAAGAAUCAAAUGAGAAGAAAAAUCAAGAACAGAAAGGCAAGAUUGAAGAACCAGAGAGGAAAAAAUGUAGUAUUCAUGAGGUAAAGUUGGUGACUGAAGAUGAUAGCCUUAGAAAAGGUCAAGAGAUUUUGGAAAAGGGGUCAAAUGUGUCAAAGAGAGGACCAGUGAAACAAGAAAAAAUCCAACAACUGAAGAAGGUAGAAACCCAAGAUCUAGUAACUGAAGGUGAAGAACAAGCAGAGGUAAAUGAGAAAAUUGCAGAAGAGUGGAAGCAAGAUAAGACUGACAGCACAAUUAAUAACCCAGAAGAACCAUAUGAGAUCCAAGAAAGUAGCAAUAUCCAGGAAUCAGUGGAAAAAGAAACACAGAACCAUAGAGGAGAAGAAAUGAAUGAAAGGGGAGGAUAUAAUGCAGUGCUCAAGAAAAAAUCUAAGUCUUCAAGUGAGUCUCAAGAUGUUGAAGAACAAGGAUCAGAUCAGCCAAAGAGUUAUGCAGAACAGGAACUAAUGACUGAGGAGGAGAGACAAGAAGAAUAUUCUAUAAGAGAAGGAGAGCAGAAGGAAAAGGCAAAGAGAAUGUCACAGGUGGAUUCUAUAGCUAAUGACAAUAGCUCCAAGAAAAAUCAUCAAGAACUGGUUGAAAUAGAAACUAUUGACCAGAGGAAAGAAGAAUUAGAGGAGGAGAAUGAUGCUGGGAAAGCAGAGACAACAGAUGAAUAUGAUAGCUCAAGGAAGAUUCACGGACACGUAGAACGAAACUCAGAUAAACUAGAAAGAUAUGGGGAAGAAGAGAUGAGCAAAAAACUUGCAGAACAGGAAACAAGCGAUGAUAAAGAAGCCAAAAAAGGAAUCAGAGCAGGGGGAGUAUGGGAAAAGGUGGACACUAAAAUCAGGGCUGAUGGCUUUGGAAAGGUAAGAGAGAUUGAAGAACAAGAGAAAGACAAGAAGCACUCGUAUGUGAAAAAAGGCAUAAGGGGUAAAUCAAAAGAGAACAAGAAUCACGAGACAAAAAGGAGAGAUGAUAGCUCCGGGAAUAAGAUUCAAGAAAAUGAAAAACAAGAGCCUCAUGAACAAAAGAGAACUGAGGAAGAGAAAAUAGAAGAAAAUGAACAUGAUAGCUCAAGGAAGAGUCAUGAGCAUGACGAACGCAAGUCAGAGAAAAUGAGAGAAAAUAUUGCAGACGAGGAAACAAACGAUGAUAAAGAUGCCAAAGGAAUUAGAGCAGGGGCAGUAUUGGGAGAGAUUGAGAAACACGAGCAAGACAAGAAGAAAUCAUUUGUCAACACAAGUGGUAAAGCAGAAGAGAACAAGAAUCAAGAGACAAAGAGGAGAGAUGAUAGCGCAGGAAGUAAGACCCAGAAACAAGAGUCUCAUAAGAAAAAUGGUCAUGACAAACAAGAAAAGAACCUGGGACUGGUGGGGGAGAAAACAAACUGUUGCAGAAAUGAAGAUGAUGUUAAGGAAGAUAAAGAGAUUGCAGAUGCAGAGGUGCCAAGAAAGUUAAAGGGGACUGAAAAACGAGAAUCAACAAAAAAGGUGGAAAGACAUGAAAACCGAGAUGACAUCACAGAAUUGGUGGAAGACAAACUGAACAACAAAGAAGGAAAAGACAACAUGCGCAUAUUGGCAAAAGCUGAAGACGCUGAACCGAAAGGACCUGAAGAAUUGAGGAAACAAGAGAAAAGCAGGGAGCAAAGACUAAGAGAUAACCUUAAAUAUGAAGAAACGGCAAAGACAGAAACAGAAAGAAAGGAUAAUGAAUCAAGAAAAAUUCAUCAGGUCAAAGAAGAAGAAACAGAUGAGAAAGAAAGAUUUAAAGAUCAAGGAAGGAUCAAAGAAUUGGUAGAAGACAGUACACAUACUUGCAGAGAAGAAGAAAACAGAGAAACUGAAUUUGAAGAUGGUUGCUCGAAAAAGACUCAAGAGAGAGACAAAGAAGAACCAAUUGAACCAAGAAGAAACGAAAAAGGAGAAAAGAUCCAGGAACCAGUGGAUAAGGAAACAAGUGAAGAUGAUCACGAAGAAGAGUUAGAAAUUGAAUUUGAAGACGAAGAAGAAGACUGGGAAGCUGAAGUAAUUCAAGAAACAGAUGAAGAUGAAGAUGAAGAAAGUGAUAAAAUUAGACAAAUAAAAAGAAUCAGAUUAGGAUUCCGGUUAGUAGGAGGAUCAACAUUGUUUAUGUCACUUAUAGUCAUAGUUAUUAGUUUCAUUCGUUCCAAGAGAAAAAUAAAAUGUUACAAUUUCUAACCAAA
Molecule: messenger RNA, 8431 nt
Organism: Capsella rubella
Lineage: Eukaryota; Viridiplantae; Streptophyta; Magnoliopsida; Brassicales; Brassicaceae
Product: trichohyalin
Exons: 2
Coding region: 240-8426 (2728 amino acids)
Source: RefSeq, a predicted model, not a curated record